AUGGAACCAGAGGAGAAGCAGCAUGAAGAUUUCAUCGCUGUCAUGCUGCUGGGCAAAAAGUGCUCCCUGAAGAAGUUUGGUGUUCCAAAUGGCUCCAAGAAAUCCCUCAUGAGGAACAAGAAAAAGCCGCAUCCCAAGGAACUCACUUUUCAGAAACCUGUGUGUUGCCCCUUCACAGGACCCAUCAUCACUCAGAAAAAGAGGAGGGCAGCCACUGCCCGUCGGCAGCACCUGAAGAGUGCUAUGCUCCAGCUUGCUGUCACUGAAAUAGAAAAGGAAGCAGCUGCUAAAGAAGUGGAGAAGCAAAACUACCUGGCAGAACAUUGCCCUCCUCUGUCACUCCCUGGAUCCAUGCAGGAACUGCAGGAGCUGUGCAAAAAGCUUCAUGCCAAGAUAGAGUCAGUGGAUGAGGAGAGGUAUGACACAGAGGUGAAGCUACAGAAGACUACAAAGGAGCUGGAAGACCUGAGCCAGAAGCUCUUUGACCUGCGUGGCAAGUUCAAGCGGCCGCCGCUGCGCCGGGUGCGCAUGUCGGCUGACGCCAUGCUGCGCGCCCUGCUGGGCUCCAAGCACAAGGUCUGCAUGGACCUCCGGGCCAACCUGAAGCAAGUGAAGAAGGAGGACACUGAGAAGGAGAAGGAUCUGCGUGAUGUCGGUGACUGGAGGAAGAACAUUGAGGAGAAGUCUGGCAUGGAGGGCAGAAAGAAGAUGUUUGAGGCUGGCGAGUCUUAA
This is a messenger RNA of Melozone crissalis (California towhee), 732 nucleotides long. It is a transcript of the gene TNNI2, whose product is annotated as troponin I2, fast skeletal type. Gene Ontology annotation, cellular component: troponin complex. The record is from RefSeq and is a predicted model, not a curated record. NCBI's taxonomy places the organism in Eukaryota, Metazoa, Chordata, Aves, Passeriformes, Passerellidae. The transcript is spliced from 7 exons. Gene Ontology annotation, biological process: muscle contraction. Bases 1 to 732 code for a protein of 243 amino acids.